Homarus americanus (American lobster) is the source of this 1811-nucleotide messenger RNA. Its product is annotated as probable RNA-binding protein CG14230. The transcript is spliced from 8 exons. The coding region runs from base 41 to 1663 and encodes 540 amino acids. Gene Ontology annotation, molecular function: RNA binding. Lineage: Eukaryota; Metazoa; Arthropoda; Malacostraca; Decapoda; Nephropidae. The record is from RefSeq and is a predicted model, not a curated record.
GCACCACCACAACAAGCGGACCUCACGUGUGACAACCUUCAUGUGGACGACUACAAUGUCAAAAGCACGUCUGUUUGUUGGAGGACUGAAUGAGAAGGUGGACAGAGAUGCACUAGGGUCAAGAUUGUCGCAUUAUGGGUCUGUGUCUGGCAUUGAAAUUAAGGAGAAAACUGAUUUUGAUGGAAAUGUAGUGUUUAGAUUUUCCUAUGUUAACCUAGAGGCACCACAGUCCCAGAUUGAGGAAUGUAUAAACCAUCUAAAUGGAGCCUCAUGGCAAGGUUCUCGCCUCAGAGUGGAGAUUGCAAAAGAAAGUUUCCUGGAUCGCCUCAACAGAGAGAGAGCGGCCUCACAACAACAACCACCUACACAUUCAGAAAAGAUAGACAAACUACCGGUAGUAUCAACUGUCAAGUCUCCAAAAGCAGUGAAAGAAAAUGAUGGGGAAACAGAUAGUAAGAGACCACAAAAAGAUUCUGAGGCAGAGGACAACACACAUCUGGAUAAAAAGAAGAAAAAGAAAAAAGAAAAAAGUUUAAAUAAUGGAAGUAUUGAAGAUGAAACAUCAGUGACUGAAUACGUAGGGAAGAUGAGUGAAAGCUCGAGAGAGAAAAAGAAGAAGAGAGAACGUGAAGAAGAAAGUUUUGAAACUGAACCACCAGCUAUAGCAGAAUAUAAGUCAAAAAAGAAAAAUAAAUCUGAAGAGAAAAUGAUGUCAAGCUUUAAGAAGUUUAGCUCUGUAUGGGCCGACUCAGACUCUGAGAACACUGAUGACGGGGAAGCAGAUGGUGUACAUGUUGGUGAUGUUAUGGGUAAUGGUGGUGAUCAAGGCAUCCACACUAACCAGAAACCUGCCAAGGUAUCAUCAGUAAUGUCAGCCACAGUGCACAAGACACCAAAGAGCAAAAAAAUUAAUGGUGUAGGAGACGAUAAUGACAGUGAUGCUACAAUUGAUGAUGAUGAUGAUGCAGAUAUUGUGCAAGAUUUUAGUGACGUCAGAGAUGAGCAACAAGCACAGUUAAAGAUUCUGGCUAAUUUAGAGGGCCCAGGCAGAGGUUCCACUAAAUCAAAGAUUGAAGGAUCUGCACCAGCAAUUAAGCCUAUCACAAGAUAUGACCCGACACUGACUAGCCACCAGCAGUUUAGAAUAUCUGUACAGCCAUCAUCACAGAAGCAGGAGGUGAAAGGAAGUGAGAAGUCGGAUCCAAGUGGGGAGAGCAAGUAUGUGAAGGUAGCUAAAGAUCUCACCUUUGGUCAAAGUUCUUCAGGAUUCAGCUUACUGGCACAAUUUUCUGAACAAAGGAAAGAAACAAGAGAGGAGAUCGAGAGUGAGGAAGAAGUGAUUGCACCUAUAGUUGCACCAUCUAAACUCAUCACUGCACAACAACACACAAAGAAAAAACCAUUCUUCAUACAACCCUAUGAUGAAAAGAUUGAAGCUGCUAUAAGCUGGAUGGUUCAGUCACUCACCGAGGAAGUUCGUAGUGAGUUCGCGGAAGUUCAACCUCAGCUUAGGCAUUUGUACAAGACUCGGGCAGUUAGGGCGAAUAAAGAAAAAAGAAAAUUAAGCUCUCGUAGUCAUCAAAUGUUGAAGAGGAAGAGAGGCACAGGAAGUAGAAAUCCUUAUCGUGAUGAAAGAUGGAGAGAGAGAGGUUUGAAGAAAUAGCUUUUUUGUACAGUAUCUGUACAGAGUUAAUAAACUAUUAGUAAUGUAAAUCACUGUUUAUUGAUACAAAUUGAUUUGUUUAUUGCAGAAUAUCUGGGCUUCGUUUGUAAAGAAAUGAAAAUCGCAAUAAAUAAUGUUUUUUACUGGA